AGUUGAUUGGUUAAUUGUUGAUUUCAUUUGAUUAUUGUUUAUUGAUUUUGUAGAUAAUUAGUUAAACAAAGAAAGAGAAUAUCAAUUAAAUAGAAAAGAAAGUGAAUCUUAGUGACCCCUUUUAUUUUUAUUCUCAACUAUUCAACUGAAAUGUAAACAUUGUGAUCGAGUUUCUAAAAAAUUUUUCAUCUUUGUUUUGGUUUCAAUUUUGUGAUUUAAUUGUUUUGAUUGAUCGAUUGGUUAUCAGCUUUGGAGAUUUGAUUUGUGCUUCUCAUUUUAGAAUCAUGGAUGACAAUAAGUUAGCCUCGAUCGUAGAGGAAUAUUUACCUCUUCUUGGAACUACAAAGGAAAAGCUUGUUAUCGGUGAAAUAUUGACUUCUCUUCUUAAACUGGUUACAUCUCAUCCAUAUUCUGGUAAUUGGGAUUUAUUUGUUAAACUAAUUAAUGCCAGUAAACAUUUACUCUUAACCCAUUCAAGUAAUUUGAUUAAGCGUCAUUCAUUGGCCAUGUUGGCUCAUCUUGCUCCUGUUGCCAGUGAUGUUGGACCAAGUGAUUCAACUUUAUUAACCACUGAGAUGCAAAGUGAAUUUCUUGCUAUUGUUAAAAUCCUCCGAGAGUUUAGUCAUUAUUUUGAUCCUCGAGUUAGAUCAGCAGCACUUAAUUCACUUUAUAGUUUACAUCAACGAGGUGCUAAACUUGAUAUUAGCUUAUAUUGUGAAUUCUGUGAAGGUUUAACUGAUGAUUAUGAAGAUUGUCGAAUGGCUUCAAUAAAGUUAAUUGAGGUUUUAAGUCAUAGUUAUGCUGAUUGCUUAGUUUGCGUGGAAAAGGGCGAUGAGCAAAUUCGCUUGGUUGAUGAUGCUUUCGCUAAAUUGUGUUCCAUGAUGAAUGAUCUUUCAAUUAGAGUUCGAGUUCAAGCUGCUUCUCUUCUUGGUAAUUUCACUGAUGUCUCACCCGAUUUUCUUGAGCAAACUUUAGACAAAAAAUUAAUGUCCAAUCUAAGGAAAAAAAGAUCAGCUCAUGAACGAAGUCGUGAAAACUUUAAAUCAGGUGAAUGGUCAAGUGGAAAAAAAUGGGCUGACGAUGCACCUCAAGAGGAAUUAGAUCCUGAAGCUAUAAAUCUAAUGGAUAUCGGUGCAUGUGGAGCUUUUAUUCAUGGACUGGAAGAUGAAUUUCUAGAGGUUCGAAUGGCUUCCCUUGAGUCUCUCUGUAAAUUGGCGAUUUCAUUUCCUGCUUUUGCUCAACAAUCAUUAGAUUUUAUUGUUGACAUGUUUAACGAUGAAAUUGAAGAUAUCCGCUUAAAAGCAAUUCAAUGUUUAAGUCGCAUUGGUCAACAGAAUAUUACCCUUCGAGAUGACCAGAUAGAUAUUAUUUUAGGCGUUUUGGAAGAUAUGACGAUGGAUAUUAGAGAAGCUCUUCACGAUAUGCUUGGUAAUUGUAAAUUAUCUUCUAAAUUGUCACUUAAAUCUUGUAUUGAUAAGCUUUUGGACAAUUUACGACGAUACCCGGAGGACAAAAACUCUCUUUGGAAAUGUUUUCAAAAAUUGGGUUCCAAUCAUCCUCACCUAGUUGACCCUAUCGUCCAUGAAUUACUGAUGAUCCAUCCUUACUUGGACCUUCCAGAACCUUCAUUGGAAGAUGAUGCUUACAUUUCCGUUCUCAUAUUGGUCUUCAAUGCUGCAGCUCUUUGUCCAUCCAUUACAACUCUAUUUCAGCCUCACACCUUCAAACAUUAUUCUUACCUAAGAUAUUCAUAUCCCCAGGAAGUUCCUCAUAUACCGGACAUUGAUAGUGGCCUAGAGAUGAGACGACAUUCGUCUCAACUUUCCGAAAAUGUCUCAGAAUCAGCGAUGAGCUUUCUCUCAGCGAUAUUUGAACGUAUUCGUAACAUUAUGUCAUCUCCAUCAGUUUCCUUAGAAACUCAAGCUGCUGUGAUAGAGUUAUCGAUAGGCGAUUUGGAAAACUUUGGUGAAAUCGCCUCAAUGUCCCAUGCAUCCGAUUUCUUAAAACAAUACUUAAAAUGUCAAAUGUCACUACGCAAGAUUCUAUCGAACAACAAUUGGAUCAAUACUUUCCUUCUUUCACCAUUACAAUCAAAUUCAUUUCGUUCAUCACUCCAACAAAUCUUACAAACAACUUUCUGUCUGAUUCACCAAUUUCAUGGACUUGAUCCUUUCCACCUUUUCCUGAUUCUACAAACUCGAGUUAAAGCCUUGGCCCUCCAGUUAAUUGCAGUUAUCCAUGGAAGUAAUCAAUCAGCUCUAACUCUAUGUGAUGCUUUUCUCGAGGAAGUAAAAGCUUUACAAAGUCAUCUCAAACUAAAUGGUAUGGAACCCGAUCCUCUAACCAAAGAAAUGAUCCAAGAAGUAAACAAAUUGAGUUCACCAAAACCCGGUUCAGUUGCUCGAGCUCUUCAACCUCUUUUCCUAUCAUCACCUAAGCUCAUAAGUCAAGCGGUUGAUUUGACUCAACUUGUCUCUGGAAGUACAAUUGAAUAUUUAAAACAUUUACGAAAAUCAAAUGCCAUCAUUAACGAACCCAAUGGACGAUCAGAUAAUCCACUUAAAUUCACCGCUGGAUUAAUUUUAACCGUACGAUUAGAUGCAAUUAUUUAUAAUAUAAAAGAUACAAAAACCAUACGACUUAUGAUUCACUCACCCGAUCAAACAAAUAGCUUUAUCCUUCCUAAAUUAAGCGAUUUCAGAAUUUUGGACAAUAAUAGUAAUACUGAACAUCAUAAUUAUCGACUACUGACCAACAUUUACUUGUCACAUUCUGUUUGGACGGAGCCAUGUCAUGUAAGUGUCAGUAUUGUGGCCGAUUUCAGGGAAUCGGCCUCUUAUCUUGGCAUUUCACAAACUUGGGCUUCUAAAACGGGAUCGGGAAUCCGAGCUAAACCAGAAGAAAGUUUAAUCAUUGAAUUAUGUAAACCAGUUAAAUUAUUAAUUGCACCCAAACAACACAAGAAAGGUUUCUAAAUACAAUCAAGCCAAGAGACUAAAACUCAAUUCAACCAUAUUUUGUUAUUAUUUUAAUUGUUCAAUUUUCAAGUUGAUUGUAUGAUAAAUUUUUCAGCAUCAACGAUCAAGUUUACCGAUUGUAAAAUCAAUAUCAAGAAUAUAAUUUAAACCAAUCAAAUGA
Panonychus citri (citrus red mite) is the source of this 3138-nucleotide messenger RNA. It is a transcript of the gene IntS4, whose product is annotated as integrator complex subunit 4-like. NCBI's taxonomy places the organism in Eukaryota, Metazoa, Arthropoda, Arachnida, Trombidiformes, Tetranychidae. Gene Ontology annotation, biological process: snRNA processing. The record is from RefSeq and is a predicted model, not a curated record. Gene Ontology annotation, cellular component: integrator complex.